Molecule: messenger RNA, 1914 nt
Organism: Babesia ovata
Lineage: Eukaryota; Apicomplexa; Aconoidasida; Piroplasmida; Babesiidae
Product: Extracellular matrix-binding ebh, putative
Exons: 1
Coding region: 1-1914 (637 amino acids)
Source: RefSeq, a predicted model, not a curated record
AUGCAAUUUACACUUAACUACAUCCAGAACAAACCCGAAGCAAUUGGCACAGCCGUCGAGCAAAUUAAGGCGCAGCUUAAAGAGCUUAGAGAGAAGUUGAAGAAAGAGCAAAAUGGUGGGACAGAAAAUGGCGUUAUUGACGUGUUGGAUGAUUUGAAAGAGAAUGGGCUUGGUGAUAAGGCGGGUUGGAGUCCAAUAAAUGUCAACGGUCAACCUCUCAGUGGUCUUGGGAAAAUCGAGAGUGAGCUUAAAGAGCAGAAUGAUAUAUUGCCCGAGCAAACAAAGGCUAUAGAUGAUGCCAUACUUGAAAUUAGGGGUGAACUUGCCAGGAUCGGAAUUGCGUUGAAACAUGAUUACAUCACUGAUGAUCUCACAGACGAGUUGACAUGGUUGGGAAAAACAAUUGGAAAAAACAAUCCCAGGGAUGGAACUGUUCAACGGAUUCAUGAUGAGAUUAAAAAGCUGCAAAAGGAGCAAUUUACUAAUAAACCCAGAGAAAUCGAUGAAGCCAACUCAGCAAUCAAACGAGAACUCACUGCCCUUCAAGGUGAGUUGCAAGGCACCAAGGACAGCGAUGUCAUAAAGUCACUAGAAGAUUUGAUGGGCGAUGGACUAAGUGAAAAGGACAAAUGGAAUGGUGACAAAAAAGGUCUCGGAAAAAUUAAUAGUGAACUUAACACUCAACAAAAUACGCUGGGACAACAACCCGGCAAAAUAGACCAAGGCGUCCGAGAAAUCACCAAUGAGCUUAACAGCCUUAGAGUGACGUUGAACGAUGACGUCACCGAGAAGCUCAAGAAGCUGAAAGACAGUGGCCUUACUGACGGUAAUGAAAAAUGGAAUGACAAUGGUUUUGAAAAAGGCCUCACUAAAAUCACCACGGACAUCGAAGCCAUAAAGGACAGGGACGUUAAGGACGUGAAGGACAAACUCAAGGAGCUGUGCACAGAAAUUCGUACCUUAGCGAGGGAGGCAAAAAGGGACUUGGAACAUGUGAAAAAAGACAGGCUGGAGUAUGAGUUGACUGGGAUAAAAGAGAAUCUCCGUAAGCUCCAGAUCCGUCUGGUGAGUGGGCCAAUGCAGGCCUGCAAGGAGUUCAUUAACAAGGACGCCGACAAGUUCGGAAGGGAGUGCAUUGCGUUCCUCACAGCGUUCGUCGACGGCCAAGUGGACACCGCAAUCGAGGACCUAACAGCCUUCGCCAGGCAGCAGUGCGCCGCCAACAUCAAGGAGGCGCUGAGGGCCUUCGCCCGGAAGGUGGAGGAAGAAUUGAAUCCCUUGCCUCCGUUAAUAACCGAGGAUCUGCAGAUAGGGUACAAAGGGUUCAUGUAUGAUUUCCAGCAACGCUUCGAGUCUCACAUCUCCCCUCUAAAGGGUACGCUGCAACUCGACGCCCUGUCCACAGCCUUCAAGCGGUUCCACCUGGCGCUCUCGGGAUACCUCAGCACAGAGAUCAGGAGGGUGCACAGCGAGGAGAGCAAAAAGAAGAAUCCCUCACUGCCCCCGGCAGAGGAUCACUACGCCGAGAAGCUUUACGGCGUCACCCACGCGCUGGAGUUGUUGCUGGAGCACAUCAGCAGGGAGAAACGUUUCGACCGCAGACUUCCCGAAAUGCUCGAUAAACUCGCCGAGGCAGUCGGAGCGUUGCGGCCGGAGAAAUUCGCCAAAGUCACAACUCCGAUACUCGACGGCGUGGCGGAGGCAGCGGACAAGUUUGAGAAGGAACUGAGAACGGUGUACAUCUCCACAUACGACGGGGCGUUUGAGGGCCGCGUGCUCUACCACGAGGGGAAGAAGGUGUACACCCCGGAGGCCACGAAAUGCGCCUUCGUUCUGCUGACAAUCACCGACACGCUGUUCCGCGAUUUGAACGAGCUCAGAAUGCAUUGCGCAGAUGAGUGGUCAGAUAAAUAA